AUGCCCUACGAAUGCCAUUACACCGGCAAGAAGACAACCUUUGGUAAAAAGCGUGCCUACGGCGGUGCGAAGAUCUCCAAGGGCGGUUUCGGUCUCAAGACCACCGGCAUCACUCGCCGAACCUUCAAGCCUAACCUGCACAAGAUGAAUGUGGAGAUCACCGACGACAAGGGCAACAAGCACGCCAAGCGUGUGUAUGUCUCCGCUCGUGCGAUCAAAGCGGGUCUCUGGGUUCUUUUGUUUUGGGACCUUUUCGAGUAUGAUCGGAGUCCGAAGACGGACCGCAUUUUGAUCGCUGAUCGAGUUCUCGCUCACCACCGCACGCGAUCGCUACAACUGGGAGGGCACCGGAUGCUCUGUGAAUGUCAACAAAGGCAGGCGACGAUCCAUGAGGUAUUGAUCCAGCAUGGGAAGAAAGUCGAACGCCACUUGUGUGAGCAGUGCGCCGCGAAACUUGGUGUUUCAACCGAUCCCCACAUGCCGAUUUCUCAACUCAUCUCCAACUACAUUUCAGGCAAGAACUUGUCGAUCCCGACCGUCGGCGAGAAAGACCAGCCUCGUCCUUCCAGAUCCAAGCCCGGCUCGAUCCCGCCUUGCCCCUCAUGCUCGAUGACCUACAGCAAGUUCAAAGACACAGGACUCCUGGGAUGUCCGAACUGCUACUCGACAUUCCAGAAACGGCUCUCGCCGUUGAUCGCUCGAGCUCACGAAGGGGGUGAGCAGCACAUCGGGAAAGUCCCACGAAGGGCGCUCGAAUCACUCUCCCAAAAUGAAGGCGGCUCGCGACUGGAGUCCCUGCUCGGAGGCGAGUCCGAACGCGAGCAGCGACUCACUGAAGUUCGCAAGCGAUUGAAUCAUGCCGUGGAGCACGAGGACUAUGAGCAAGCCGCGAUGCUGCGUGACGAGAUGACGCGCCUCGCGUCGCUCCCAUCGGCUCAGGCGAUCCGAUCCAUGCAGGCCAACGAUUCAUCAGGUCCCACUCAAGAGUUCCCCGAUCCGAAAAAAUCGGGAACCAAUCCCAGGAUCUCGAUCGAGGGACAAGGCAUGAUCGAGGGCGGACCGAUCCAAACGGGAACCACUGAAUGGCUUCGAGGCAACGGCAUGAUGAGCGAUGUCGUGAUGUCCUCGCGAGCUCGCGCGGCUCGCAAUCUUGCUGGAUUCCCCUUCCCCCCUGCUGCGAGUUCUGCGGAUCGUUCGCAGAUCAUGGAGAUCUGCCGUCGAUGUAUCGAAUCGCUCGGAUGUCCGUCUGGAUCACGCAUUCGUUGGUUUGAUCUACGCAACUCCGAACCGAUCGAACGCCGACUGCUUGUCGAACGCCAGCUUAUGUCCAGACAACACGCGCGAGGACGCUAUUCCAACGGCGAAGGGGGCCCGGACUCUCCCAGAGGGGUCGCGGUGAUCGAACCUGACGAACGAGUCAGCAUCCUCGUCAAUGAGGAAGACCAUCUGCGUAUCCAGGUCAUCCGCUCAGGACUCGACCUCGCUUCGUGUCUCGAUGAGAUCAACAACUUCGACGACGGCAUCGAAGAGAUCGUCGACUACGCAUUCCAUCCCCAGUUCGGGUACCUCACCGCGUGUCCCACAAAUGUUGGGACAGGUCUUCGGCUUUCGGUGAUGGUGCAUCUGCCGGCACUCAAAAUCACAGGGGAACUUGAGAAAGUACGCAACGCGUCGAGCGACAUGGGACUCGCCGUGCGAGGUCUGUACGGCGAGGGGUCGCAAGCUGCGGGAGAGUUCUACCAGAUCUCCAAUCAAAUCACGCUCGGACGCAGCGAUGAGAUGCUCCUCCGCGAGAUCGAGAGCGAGGUUGUCCCAAGCAUUGUGCGCUACGAGCAGCACGCGCGUGCGCAACUGAUGACUGAGAAUCGGAUGCUGCUUGAAGACAAAGUCUGCCGAUCGAUGGGGAUACUGCAGAACGCUCGAUUACUCAAACCCGACGAAGCGCUUGAGCACCUGGGGAUGGUGCGUCUGGGCGUGCUCUGUAAAGUGAUCCCCGAUGUCACCCUCGCGACGGUACAUGAUCUGCUACUGAUGAUCCAGCCUGGACAUCUCCAGCGUGUGGUGGGGAUCGAUCUCUCUCAAAGCGAACGACGUAUCGUGGACAGCGUCGAGGUCGAGUUGCUCGGUCGGCGCGGCUUGUCCUUUGCGAAAGCCGCGAAACGAUUCGAGUGGGUUCCUGAACCGCGCGACUCUGUCUGCUGGAGGUGCGCCGGAUCCGUCGGUCCGCACGAGACUGAUGGGGAUGGGUGCGCUUCGUGCCGAUCGAUCAAACUCCGAUGGGAUCGCGCCCUUCGGCUUGGACGCUACGAAGGGAUCGUCAAAGACGCGAUCCUGGAUCUGAAGUUCCGCAGAUGGCGCAAGACUGGAAUGGAACUCGGCGCUGCCGCUGGGAAUGAGCUGGCUGAUUCGAUCGAGAUACUCGAAUGGUCUCCCAAUGAACUGUGCAUUGUCCCGAUCCCGAUGACUCAUCGUCGGCGGAUCGCGCGAGGUGUGGACCACACACAAGUGAUUGCUCUUGGGAUGAGCAAACAGAGCAAGAUUCCUGUCCGCAGAUUGCUCGGAGCAAGGCCUCGCGAGGAACAGGUUGGACUCUCGGCAACCGCUCGGCUCAAAAACAUCAAAGGUGGGUUCUUUGUCGAUCAAUCCAGACUCAAACGAGCUAUGAAGACCCCAAUCCGAGCUUUGGUUGUGCUCGACGAUGUCCGUACUACUGGAGCAACCUUGGGCGAGGCAUGCCGGGCUUUGAGAGGGGGACUCAAGACACUUCCGAACACCCAAAACUGCGAAAUUUGGGCCAUGAGCAUCGCUCGAGCUGGCGAGCACGAUCGAGGGUGA
Symbiodinium sp. CCMP2592 is the source of this 2835-nucleotide messenger RNA. Lineage: Eukaryota; Dinophyceae; Suessiales; Symbiodiniaceae. The record is from the annotation of a GenBank genome assembly.